This is a messenger RNA of Penicillium alfredii, 4029 nucleotides long. RefSeq lists its product as uncharacterized. NCBI's taxonomy places the organism in Eukaryota, Fungi, Ascomycota, Eurotiomycetes, Eurotiales, Aspergillaceae. Gene Ontology annotation, cellular component: RZZ complex. The transcript has 5 exons. The coding region runs from base 1 to 4029 and encodes 1342 amino acids. The record is from RefSeq and is a predicted model, not a curated record. Gene Ontology annotation, biological process: endoplasmic reticulum to Golgi vesicle-mediated transport; mitotic spindle assembly checkpoint signaling; ribosome biogenesis. Gene Ontology annotation, molecular function: protein binding.
AUGCCUCAGACGUCUGAGGAAGAAGUAUGCCAGGCGGUGCUGGGAUUUGUCGCCGACGGCACUUAUCCCGAGGAGAAGGUCGUUGCUGCCGAAUUCCCAGCUGCAGCUCUUGCGAAGGAGCUGGCGCUCAUUUCGAAGGCACGAGAACAGGCCGAGAAUGAAAUCAGCUCCCUCAGUCGCGAGAACACCUUCGACGCCGACGAUUGGAUUGUCCAGGCCAAACAACUCCACGCAGACAUUGAACGCUCGAGGCUGACAGCGCGGGAAAUUGUUGCGCAGCAUGAGCAUACCCACCCUCUCCAGGCGAAGGUGGACGACGCGAGUGCGAAAGUUGGGUUAAUUGAGACGGAGAUCGCCUUCAACCAGGCUGUAGCUGGGACAUUGGAGCAAGUCCAGCGACUAUGCCAGCAACUGGAUACUGGACGAACCGCACUUGGUAAUGGCCAGAUCACCGCUGCUAUUGAGCAACUGGAGUCGACUACGGCAGCUAUCAGCGAGGAUACGUUCUUCACCAAUACCAAUGUGAUGAGCAUCCUCACAGCCGAAGUGGCACGGUUGCGACAAGAGAUCGUAGAAGCUCUGCGUUUGCGCUGGGGAGAUCUGUUAAAGAUUGACCGACAGAAAGGCGAAUUUCAAGUUUCCAGGGUCGAGGGCGCAGACUCUCUGGAGAAUAUCAUUACGUCGCUUUCGCGACUCGACGUGCUCGCACCUGCCAAUGCCAAGUUCCAAAAAAAUUUCAUUCUUGCAAUAAUCGACCCAAUCCUGUUAGCUCGUCCCGACGGGACCAGCUAUGGUGUUGUGGUGACGGACUCUGGAGUCCGAGUGGAUUCUGAGCCUUCAAAGGCGACGAUCGCCGAGACUUUGGACCGUAUCACCAACGUCCUUGGCUACUUACGCCAAAAUCUGCCUUCUUCCAUCACAGCCACCUUUCCCGAGUCCCUGAUUCCGGGCAUCGCUUCGAAAGCGAUCUCGGCAUGGCUGUCCCCUGCGAUCCCUACCGACCUGGACGGUUUGGGUAGAUUUGAGAAGACCCUGGAAAAUGUUCUUCAAUUUACUCAGACGAUCGUGUCCUGGGGAUGGAAUGGCCAGGAAGAGCUUGUUUCUUGGGUAAACCAAGCUCCACGCCUGUGGUUGACACGGCGUCGGGUCGACUCGUUGGACAGUGUUCGCAAGGUGCUAUCGGCCAGCCAGGGUACUACGAGACAAGUUGAGCGAAUUGAGAAAGAGAAGGUUUCUCAGGCUGAUGGGGCUCUCUUGGAGAAUACCACUGACGAUUGGGAUGCUGACUGGGAUUACGAGAAGGAAGAUGCACCGGAGCAAGCAACGACCGCGCAGCCCGACGAUGAUGACGAAGAUGUGAGUGCGUGGGGUCUCGAUGAAGAGACACAAGAGGAGGCCACACAGGAGGAGGCCAAGCCCGAUGCAGCCACAUCAACCGAAGAAGAAGAUGAUGAUGCCGGUGAUGCCUGGGGCUGGGGUGAUGAGGACGAUCAACAGAGCAAUGGCAGUCCUUCAAAGCCCAAGGCCGCUGCAGCUUCGAAGCCAACGAACGAAGAGAGCACAGCCCCAUCUGCCUCUCCCAAAGAAGUCACGCUAAAAGAAGUGUACACGGUGACGGAUAUCCCGGGUUCGAUCCUCCAAAUUCUGCGGCAGCAAAUCGCCGAUUCAAAGGAUAUAUCACAGCCUGCACACUCCACCUCACGCGUUGCUUCCUCCGGCCCGGGGCUUCUCGCUUUGCCUGCAUUAAUUCUGGCCAUGUUCAAGGCGACAUCGUCUUCCUUCUACUCGCUGAAGUUCCACGCAGGACAAAUGUUCCUCUACAAUGACAGCCUGUACCUUGCCAACCAGGUUCGAGAGCUGGUAGAGGAGCACAGCCUUUUCCGACUCAAUGCCGAUGUUGAGGCUCUGGAGAAGUUCGGUAAAUUGGCCUACAGCAAGGAAAUGCAGACUCAGCGCACCAUCGUCACCGAUUUGCUCGACGGUGCCCAGGGGUUCGGACAGUGCUCCGAGCAGCCCUUCCGAACAGAGUGCGAGAAUGCAGUCAGCGCCACUGUCGACCGCAUCCGCGACGUCUACAAAGAAUGGCAACCCAUUCUAUCGCACUCAGCGCUCCUCCAGUCCAUAGGGUCUCUCUUGUCUACUGUGAUCAAUAAAAUCAUCGUCGACAUUGAGGAUCUGGGUGAUAUCUCGGAGGAUCAGUCGCAGCAGCUGGUUUCAUUCUGCAAUCAGGUAUCCAAGUUGGAGGAUCUCUUCAAACCCGAGACCGCAAGCGAUGUCGAGGCCGUGCCAGUGACUGCUGUGUACGUUCCGAACUGGCUUCGUUUCCAAUACCUGGUCAACAUCCUGGAGAGCUCAUUGGCCGACAUCAAGUUCCUGUGGCUUGAAGGAGAAUUGCGUUUGGAGUUCUCCCCCGAGGAGGUGGUGGAUUUGAUCGAGGCCUUGUUUGCCGAGUCGGACUACCGGCGCCGGGCCAUUGCGGAGAUUCGAAGGGCCCCCGCCACCAGCGCAGACCCCGUCGACCACGGUGACGCCCAUUUUCGACCCAAUUUCGCCAUCAUGAGCGGAGAUCAGGCAAGUUCUGCUGCUGCUGCUGAGGCGGCGCAGAGACAAGUUCGUGUGCAUCUCACCAGCAAGCAAGAAGAUAUUGCUCUGCCCGAAAGCACCGGUCCAAUUCUCGUUCCUACCGGCCUCCGAAGAUAUGCGCUCUCGACGCUGGUGAACAAUCUGCUGGGGAGUGAGAAGCCGGUCCCGUUCGAUUUUUUGAUCAACGGAACAUUUCUGCGGACCUCGAUCGAUGAAUAUCUGACUGCGAAUGGCAUCUCUGCGGAAACAACCCUGGAGAUUGAAUAUGUCCGCGCUCUCAUUCCGCCGCUGCAUAUCGCAUCUUUCCAGCACGAUGACUGGGUCAGCUCGGCAGAUGUUCUGUCCACUACGUCGCCAGCUGCAUGUUGGGCUUCGGGUGCGACAGUUGCCAAUGGCCAUGAGAGGAUCUUGUCGGGAAGCUACGAUGGCCUGCUUCGGGUAUGGAAUAUGUCUUCUGAAACGAUUGCGACCUCGCCCGCAGUCACGGAGGGUGGCCACAGCGCGUCCAUCAAAGCCGCCAAAUUCGUUUCCCCGAACCAGAUUGCAUCGGCGGGUCUGGAUCGCACGGUGCGUCUGUGGAAGUACACCGAAGAAGACGGCGGGUUCGCCGGCAAGAUCUCUCCUCAGUUGGAGUUAUACGGGCACAAGGCGGGCAUCGAGUCGCUCGCGGUGCAUGGCUCGUCAAACCGUCUUUUGACUGCGUCCUCAGACCACAGCGUUGGGUUCUGGUCGACCAAGAAGAGUGAUGCGCCUGCUGCCCCCGAAAACCUGCUUCCGUCUAGCGUCGCCCGGACGUCGAAGCGACGGAAGCUGAACUCGUCCGUGAGCACGCCCCAACGCGGUCUGCUCGCGCUGCUGUCAUCACACACGGGACCGGUCUCUUCUGCUAUCUUUGAUGCGAGAGACUCGACGGUGGGCUACUCGGCCUCUUGGGACCACUCGUUGCGCACCUGGGACCUGGUGACUGCGUCUCUGGUCGACACUCGCACCACAUCACACUCGCUUCUCUCUCUUGAGCAUCUCCCCGACCUCCAUCUCCUCGCAGCAGGCACUUCUGCACGCCACAUCACACUGAUCGACCCGCGAACCUCCGCCACAACGUUGGCCGCAAUGACCCUGCGCGGUCACACGAACGCCGUCGUGAGCUUAGCACGAGACCCGCAUAGCACCUACGGCCUCAUCAGUGGUAGCCAUGACGGCACGUGCCGGAUCUGGGAUAUCCGGUCGACCAAGACUGACAAAGACGGCGUCGUGGGCGACAGCGUGUACUCGAUCUCACGUAAGAGCCUCGAGGAGGAAGGCAAGUCAGAGAGCAAGCGCGUUGGCGGCGAGGGUGUCAAGGUAUUCAGCGUCGGCUGGGACCAGACGGUGGGCAUUGUGAGUGCGGGUGAGGAUAAGCGCAUCCAAAUCAACCGCGGCGAGGGUGUGCUCUCUUCGACAAAGUAG